This is a messenger RNA of Capsella rubella, 1208 nucleotides long. RefSeq lists its product as uncharacterized. The transcript has 9 exons. Lineage: Eukaryota; Viridiplantae; Streptophyta; Magnoliopsida; Brassicales; Brassicaceae. The record is from RefSeq and is a predicted model, not a curated record. Bases 66 to 1208 code for a protein of 380 amino acids.
UUCCAUUUUCUGGACGUUUCUCUCGAAAUAUAGAAAAUAGUAGAAAUCAUAUCAUAUAUCGAUCGAUGGGUGAUUAUCUUCUUAUCCGCGUUAUCAUCGGAGUUAUCUUUGCUUUCUCGUCUCUCGUUUCAUCCGAUGAACUGUUGGUUGUGGGAGAAACCGAAAAGCUUCUGGUCACUACUAAUUUUGUGGUUAAGGUUACGGGUUCUCCUAGACAGAAUCAAGACUUACCAACUCUAUAUGAGAGGAUACAUAUCUCUGGACGUCAAAGGUUAAAACAUAUAGAGAAAUAUGCACAUUCACUCAAGUUGAUUGUUAACAUGUCACCCGGUGCCAAAACAAGUACCACACACGUUUGCUUCCACAGGGAUUUGUCGCUUGCAAUUGGAAUGUGUCCUUAUAAUCAAUGGGAGAAAGUCUCCAAUGGUUCAUGGACUCAGACAAUGUCACCAUUUGACAAAAAAAUCCUUAGUGUAAGAACAAUCGGCUCAUCCAAGGUCACUCUGGAAGUGUCUACUGUAGAAGAAUGGUGUAUGAUUCACAUAGUGUUCUUAAUCAUUGGUACCGUUUUGCUGAGUUCGGCUUCUACACUGAGCAGAUCAAUAACAUUUUAUUACACUUGUGUGAUGUCUAUCGGUAUUAUCCUUGCUGUGUUGGUUUUUCUCUUUCAGGGACUGAAGCGCCUACCAACUGGACUGAGUUCUUCGGCAUUGUUCCUAUAUUCAUCUGUGGUGGUUGGUUUGGGUGGUGUCUUUUUCCUCUACAUACCUGGUUUGUUUCAAAGUAUGCUAAUAUUGAUGGGAAUUUCCGAAUCUAUGGUACUCAAUCUAAAAUUACAUCUUUAUUUUAGUGGAAUAUUUUUUGGACUCUUCGCAGUCAAGAGAUUUGUCCUGACUAGAGGUGGCUCCAUUGAUGUUAAGACAUCACUCUUUGUAUCUUGGUCCAUCUGGAUUUUAGCUGCUGUUUUGAUUCUUCAGAGCUCUAUGGAUCCUUUACUUGGUGGAGGAGCACUAGUAUGUGUAAUUGUUAUGACAUCGAUGUUAAAGAAGAGCACAAGAUUGAUGACUUUCCUAGGACGUUUACACUUGUCUCUGAUUCUGACGAAAUUAAUGGAAAGACUCUGGCAGAAAAUACGUGGACCAAUCAUUCCAGUGUCUCUAUGUGAAUACUUGGAAAGGAUUACUUUUGAAUCUUGGUCAGAAGCAUGA